AUGUCUGGCAAAUCAAGGGACAAAGGUAAAAGUGAGCUAGCUGAAAGUGGUCAGAGGGAAAAUCCAGAAAGAACCUUUGACUUGGUAUUGAAAGUGAAAUGUCAUGCCUCCGAAAAUGAAGAUCCGGAGGUGCUGUGGAAGUUCCCAGAGGACUUUGCAGACCAGGAAGUACUGCAGACUGUGCCAAAGUUCUGCUUCCCCUUUGACGUUGAAAGGGCGUCUCGGAAUCAGGUUGGACAGCACUUUGCCUUUGUGCUGACGGACAUUGAGAGUAAACAGAGGUUUGGGUUCUGCCGACUCACCGCAGGAGGCAAGAUCUGCUUGUGCAUCCUGAGUUACCUGCCAUGGUUUGAAGUAUAUUACAAGCUUCUAAAUACUCUGGCAGAUUACUUGACUAAGGAACUGGAAGACGAUUUGAAUGAAACUCUGAGAUCUCUCUAUAACCAUCCAGUACCGAAGGCAAACACCCCUGUCAACUUGAGUGUGAACCAAGAGAUAUUUUUUGCCAGUGAGCAAGUUCUGAAAGAGCAGCCCUCCUUAGCACGGCAUUCCUGUUUCAUUGCCCCUGAUGUAACUGGACUGCCAACCAUCCCUGAGAAUAGGAACCUCACGGAGUACUUCGUGGCCGUGGACGUGAACAACAUGCUGCAGCUCUUCGCCAGCAUGCUGCAUGAGAGGCGCGUCAUCGUCACGUCCGGGAAGCUCAGCACCCUAACCGCCUGUCUCCACGGCUCGGCCGCCCUGCUCUACCCGAUGUACUGGCAGCACAUCUACAUCCCGGUGCUCCCGCCACACCUGUUGGACUACUGCUGUGCCCCUAUGCCGUACCUGAUUGGAAUACACUCCAGCCUCCUAGAGAGAGUGAAAAAUAAAUCAUUGGAGGAUGUGGUUAUGUUAAAUGUUGACACAAACACUUUAGAAUCACCAUUUAAUGACUUGAGCAGCCUACCAAGCGACGUGGUCUCGGCCCUGAAAAACAAACUGAAGAAGCAGUCCACAGCUACGGGGGAUGGAGUGGCCAGGGCCUUCCUCAGGGCGCAGGCGGCUUUGUUUGGAUCCUACAGAGAUGCUCUGAGAUACAAACCUGGUGAGCCCAUCACGUUCUGUGAGGAAAGUUUCGUAAAGCACCGUUCAAGUGUCAUGAAACAGUUCUUGGAAACCGCAGUCAACCUCCAGCUUUUUAAGCAGUUUAUCGAUGGUCGACUGGCAAAACUAAAUGCAGGAAAGGGUUUCUCUGAUGCAUUUGAAGAAGAGAUCACUUCUGGCGGCUUUUGUGGAGGGAACUCAAAGUCAUAUCAGCAAUGGGUGCAUACAGUCAAGAAAGGAGGCGCACUAUUUAACACAGCAGUGACCAAAGCAAGCCCUGCUGUGCGAACAGCGUAUAAAUUUGCCAAGAAUCAUGCAAAGCAGGGGAUAAAGGAGGUGAAGAGCAAGCUUAGACACAAGGAAAACGAGGAUGACUUUGGGACUUGUUCCGGUUCGGUGCAAUACACGCCCAUUUACACGUUACAUGGCGAGAGGGGAGGAAACCUAGCCAGACGGAAGAUUUCCCAGCCACGGCUCAGGCCUUUGAAGAGCCUGGACGGAGCCCUAGAUGCUGACGACGAGGAGGACGCCGAGAGAGCCAGCAAGUUGUCCUCUGAAGACGGAGAAGAAGCUUCUGCUUACUUCUAUGAAAGUGAUGACUCACUUGAAACAAGAGCAAAGGCUCCUUCACCAGGGGAGAUGGACCUGCUGGGUGAGAUCCUGGACACGCUGAGCACGCACAGCUCGGACCAGGGGAAGCUGGCGGCAGCCAGGAGCCUGGACUUCUUCAGGUCGAUGGACGAGAUAGAUUACAAGCCCACGAACAAAUCCAACGCGCCCAGCGAGAGCGACCUGGCCCUGCUGUGCAGCGGCUCCGGGGACCAGGCCGGGUGGCACCGGGGCCAGGACGAUAGCGCCCUGCUCGGCCGGCAGCUGCCCCCGUCGCCCAGGAAGCGGCUGUCCUCCGGCGCGGGCACUGACCCUCUAUUCAUCCUGGAGGAGGAGGCGGCCGAGCAACCCCUUGGCGUUGGCGCGGGGAGCCGGCCCCCGGCGCAGGGGCAGCCGGGCCCCCUUCCAGGCGCCGGAGCGCCCCCUACAGAGAGGAAGGAAACGCUAAGCCCGACUGCGGGCGACGUGGCGGAGCCCGGCCUGGGGCGGCGCCUGUCCACCUGUGUUCCCUGGGAGAAAGAAGGGAAAGAAGCCCCAGAGACCGCAGCGGGGGCUGGGCUGCUUCAGGAGGUGGUGUCCUUGUGUCACAUCACGUCUGCUUUCCAACAAGACCUGCACAUCUCAGGAGGGCGGGCAAGCGGAAACCAGGCUUAA
This is a messenger RNA of Rangifer tarandus platyrhynchus (Svalbard reindeer), 2349 nucleotides long. Lineage: Eukaryota; Metazoa; Chordata; Mammalia; Artiodactyla; Cervidae. The record is from the annotation of a GenBank genome assembly.